CUGCCAUCUAUGGGGUCACACAGAGUCUGACACGACUGAAGCGACUUAGCAGCAGUACACUCCUCAUAGAGUGGGGAUGGGAGGGCACAGUACUUGAGACAUGAGCCUACUGUGUUCCCCUCUCCACUGGCUGAGAAUGAAAGCCAUGUUUCUAUUUCCUCUAAACUCUGUCUGUAUUUUUCAUUUGGCUUCUGUGGACAGAGAGAGCCAAGAUUUUGGCCAGUGACAAGAGUAUGCUUUGGUGUUCAAGUCAGUAAUACUGACUGAAGAGGGUAAACAGGAAAAUCUUUCCAUGCCAGAAAGCACAGAAGCUGGUUGGCCAACCAUAAUCCUGUGUGUUCUUAAUUCCUCCUGCCUGUUUACUAGCCAUGUUUACUGUCCCCUGCACAGCCAUGUGGCUGCACCUGGCAGUCCUCGGGGGCCUGUUCUACCUCCUGCGCUGGUACCUGGAGAGGCAGGUGCUGAGCCACCUCCAGGACAAGUUCGUCUUCAUCACGGGCUGUGACUCGGGCUUCGGGAACAAGCUGGCAAGGCAGCUGGACCUGCGAGGCUUGAGGGUCCUGGCUGGGUGUCUGACGGAGCAGGGGGCCGAGCAGCUGAGGAACCAGACGUCAGGCAGGCUGCAGACGGUGAUCCUGGACGUCACCAAGACUGAGAGCGUCGCUGCGGCCUCUGAGUGGGUGAAGGAGCGUGUGGGGGACAGAGGACUCUGGGGUCUGGUGAAUAAUGCCGGCAUCUCCACGCCCAUGGCACCCAACCAGUGGCUGACCAAACAGGACUUCAUGAAGAUUCUGGACGUGAACCUGUUGGGGAUGAUUGACGUGACCCUGAGUCUGCUGCCCCUGGUGCGGAAGGCGAGGGGCCGUGUGGUCAACGUCUCCAGCGUCAUGGGCCGGUUGGCGCUCUUCGGUGGAGGCUACAGCAUAUCCAAGUAUGGCGUGGAGGCCUUCUCGGACUCCCUCAGGAGGGAGCUCUGCUACUUCGGAGUGAAGGUGGCUAUGAUUGAGCCUGGUUACUUCAUUACCAAUAUGACCCAAGGUGGCAAUAUUCAUGAAAGUCUCCGGGCAUUGUGGAAUCAGACCAGCCCAGAGGUGAAAGAACUCUAUGGAGACAAUUUCAUUGCUGACUUCUUGAAGAUACUGAAUUUGCUGAAGCCACUGUGGCCUCAGAAUCUGUCCUUGGUGACCAACUGCAUGGAGCACGCCCUGACCGCCUGCCACCCCCGCACCCGAUACUCACCUGGCUGGGAUGCCAAGUUCCUCUAUCUCCCCAUGAGCUACCUGCCCAGUGUCCUGGUGGAUCUCAUGGUGUACUGGUGUUACCCUCAGCCUGCUAAGGCCCUGUAACCCAACACUGGGGUGCAUGAUGGGGGGUAGUUGGGUCCUGGGUGGGGAGAGGGUGCAUGGGAGGGAAAUAGAGUGGACAAGAGGCUUCUCAUAUCACCAGGACACCCAUCUCACCUCGCUCGCCACCUCCACCCCAGGCUUCUCUUGGGACAUUGCUUAGGAUUCAAGGGUAUUAGGAAGAAAGAGACAAGUUUUGUGGCCGAGGAGGUGAAGUCAGCAGUCCAGUCUCCAUUCUGUUCCUUGUGCCUUAUGACCCACAUCCAGCUGUGAAAAGCCGUAUUUUAGGGAGGGUGUGAGACACUGGGGUUCCAGCCCCCCUUGCUCUGCCCGUGUCCACCUCUUCACAUGUAUCUUUCCUAUACUCAGUCUCCUUCUUCCCCAGGAUAGAAAUGGGCAGGGGAGAUAAAGGCCCUCUUGCCUGAAGGUAUCUGUUGACAGUGGAGGGUGUCCAAGCCUAACCCAUCAGCCCAGUGCCAACUCAGUAGACCUCAGCCGGAAUAGGAUCCUGAAGAGGAAAUAAAAGCAAGAAUUUCCAUUGAUUAUUUUUUCCCUCAAAAUUAUAGUAGAAAAUUUCAACUACUCAAAUGCAUGCUAGAGCUUCAUGCUUAAUCUGAAGACUCCUGACUUUCAAUUUAUUGUUUACACACACACAUACAUACCCAAUAUCACAAAACCAACUGAUAUCAAAUAAAGCAUCAUUGAUUCACCUUAUGCCUUGGGGGUGCAUGUUCAGGAAGUUGGGACCCACCCCCAGAACUCCUCUCCAGAAUGUAGAGAGCUUCUGAGGUUACCAGGCCCUGGUCAUCUUGCUGGUCAUGCAAGUGGUGGGGGCAGGGCUUCACUGAGAUGGGUUCCAUGGCCAACUGUGUGGACUGUCACUCAAGGGCCCUAUCUCAGACAAGGCAGAGCAGCAAAUGCAUUGAAAACGAAGCACAGGCCUCCCUGGUGGUGCAGUGGAUAAUGACCGCCCUGCCAAUGCAGGUGACAGGGGUUUGAACACUAGUCCCCGAUGAACCCACAUGCCACAGAGUGACUGAGCCCAUGUGCCACCCCUACUGAGUAUGGGAUCCGAGAGCCCUCAAGUCACAAAUCCAGAGCCCGCAUGUUAUAAGUACUGAUGCCCAUGGGCCUGGAGCCUGUGCUCCACAAGGGAAACCACAGCAAUGAGCAGCCCCUGCUCUCUGCAACCAGGAAAAACCCAUGGAAACCAACAAAGACCCAGAUCAGCAAGAAAAACAAGUGCGAUGCACACCAUCCUGAGUCCUCAGCCUGGACUCUCAGAGAUCCCCAACCUCCUCUUCCAGGAUGCCUUCCUUGGGGGCAGAGCCAGGUUUGGUCUGAUGGACGUGAGCAGCGGCUGGAACCCGUGCCAGAGUCCACACAGCACCCACAAGGCAGUUUCCUCCUCCUCUGUGCUUCUGGAGAACAGGUUCAGUGACUCUCCACCGCAAAUAUCAUCUCCUCCACGAGUCAGACCCCUAGGAUGUGAAGACAGGCUUUGUCUGUCCAUUCUGGAGGCUCCCUCCAGCAGGGGGACGGCAGACAGGUGGGGCUGGAAACAGGUUGCACAAUUAGCCCUCACUCGUGGCCCCUUCCAGCCCCCUUGUGUUACCGAAGCCUCUCUCUCUUCAGAGGGCUCAUCCUGGGAGGAGAGGAGAGGGUGGGUGUGGAAUGCCCUGUGUCUGGACUGCGGUCCUCCUGAGAUUGGGAGAUCGCCAGUAGGGGGCGAGAGCCCCGCUCCCCAGCGUGUGGGCUUGACAGCUGCGGACUUGGAAUGUGGCCCCCCUGCGGCUCCCAGGACAGGGAUGCGGAGAUUUUUGCCAGUGAGUCUCCCUGAAAGACUUCUAGUUCUGGACCUUGCAGCUCCCAGGUGAGAGAGAGUCACCCCGGCGUCCUGUCUCCUCCUAUCCUCUUCUGACUUUCCUGUGGUUGUUCCCAGCCUGAAGCUCCCAAGACCCCCACAAUCAUCAUAUAACUUUCAGGAUUCACGAAAGGGAAGCUGAUGGUGUGAGGGCUGGGACGUGUCUGUUGCUUGGCCCCUUGGGAAUUUACGGUUGAAGAAAUUCGUGUUCACUGAGAAAAAAAGCUCCUGUUUCUUUCAAGUAAUAAACUUAUGACUGUA
Messenger RNA from Odocoileus virginianus texanus, 3468 nucleotides. RefSeq names its product retinol dehydrogenase 16-like. Gene Ontology annotation, cellular component: intracellular membrane-bounded organelle. Gene Ontology annotation, molecular function: all-trans-retinol dehydrogenase (NAD+) activity. NCBI's taxonomy places the organism in Eukaryota, Metazoa, Chordata, Mammalia, Artiodactyla, Cervidae. Gene Ontology annotation, biological process: steroid metabolic process; retinol metabolic process. The record is from RefSeq and is a predicted model, not a curated record.